CCUUCAUACCACAAGGCUUUAAAUGGGUUGUCCCAAGAUACUGUAUACAUUGGUGGCAUAUUACUAGAACUUUAAAUGGGUUGUCUACCUUUUAUUUAAAGGGGUUUUCCCAUCUCGGACAUUGAUGACCUAUCACUAGGAUGUGCCAUCAUUGUCAGAUAGGCGCAGGUCCCACCUCUGGAAGCCUCUCCUGUCUCCAGAAUAGGAUGCACUACGGAGUGCUCUCCAUUCACUGCUAUGGGAGUUCUGAAAAUAGCUGAGCUCUGCUAUUUUCGGAACUCCCAUAGUGUUAAAUCGAGAACGCACCACACACGCACAGCCACCUCUCCUUUUACUGCUUUGGGACUGUCUAAAAUAGACGAACCGCAACUCAGCUGAUUUCGGGUCCCGUUCUGAAGAUAGGAGGGGGUCCUAGACAUGCCAGGACCCACACCUAUCUGACAUUGAUGGCAUAUCCUAGCGAUAUGCCAUCAAAACGGAAUACUCCUUUUUAGUGAUGGCGUAUCCUCAAGAUAGGGCAGCACUUGCUGAUCGUCAGGGGUCUGACACCCUGCACCCCCGCUCCUCAGCAAUAGCUCUGGCAUUAGAAGCAGACAGCACCGUCUACUUUGUAGUGGACUGUGCUCAUCACUGCAGCGCUGCUCCCAUUGACUACACUGGUACGAGAAGAGAAAUGAACAUUGCACAGUAAAUAUAUUCUGUCACAUGCACCAUUUUCUAACUUCUUAGGAAACUAUUGAUAAAUUUGCUCCAUUUAACUCCCAAAGUGUUGUAUCCUUGAUGGUCUUAGUCCACAAUGCACAGACAAUAGCUGCCACAUCCACAGAGCAUAAGAAGAAGGAUGUCGAGAAGAAGCCGCUGACAAAACCCCUGGACAACAAGAAUAAGUUUUCUCAGUCAAAGUUACUGGCGGGGGCCGUUCGGCACAAGAGUAAUUCUGAAGGCCCUGGAGCAAAGAAAUUAAAGCUUGAUCAGGAACAUGAGAAGUUAAUAGAGACCCAUUCUAGCUCUGUUGGGAGCUCCUAUACCGCCGGUUCCCGAGUCCAUUGUCCUCCAGCCUCCGUCUGUAUUGGAAUCUUACCGGGCCUAGGCGCCUAUUCAGGAAGCAGUGACUCCGAGUCCAGCUCCGACAGCGAAGCCACUAUCAACAACAUGGGAAAGAUUGUCUCCUCCGUUUUCCGCUCAGGCACUUUCCUUGAUGCACCUUAAAGCAGGAAAACAUUGGUCUCCGUAAUCCCAGCAGUGAGAUGUAGAACAUGGACACAUUCUCAGUGCACAAGCUGCGUAGUGCUCAGACAUCAUGCAUUUUUAAGUUUAAAAGAGUUGUCCCAACUUGAAAUGUUAUUUAAAUAUAAUUCAGCAUGAAAACGAAUUAUUUUAGUAAUUUACUUUCUGUUACUAAAAUGCUCUAGUUGCAAAAUAUUCCCUUUACUUCAUUAUAAUAGUGCCCCCUAGUGUUCAGUCUGUAUAAUAACGUGCACAUUCACCUAUUGAGCUGGAUGAGCAUGGUUGCACAUGUUCAGUUCCAUCCUUCGACUGCCACCAGCCAGAUCUACUGCUAGUAGUGGGGCAAUUUCAGGAAGAAAGGACACGCCCCUGAGGUGCAGCAGAAAAGAGAAUCUGGCUGAGCAAGGCAGGUGUCAGUUUUUUUUGUUUGUUUUUUCUUUCUUUCUAGCACUCUGGAGCUUUCUGCUUGGCGCUGCAUUGUUGUUUUUUGUUUUUUUUUGUUGCAGCUUUUUUUAAGAGGGGGAAAAAAAAAAAAUGCCACUUCCGGAUGUUACAUGCAUGGAAGUCUAUGGGAAAUUUAUAUAUAUUUUUUCCAUAGUUGCAUUUUUUGACAUGACAUGCGUUUUUUGGGGGUCUGUGCCGUGUUUUUUUUUUAUGUUUUCUAGCGUUUUUGUUCCAUAGUCAUGAAUUGAAUUUAAAAAAAAAAAUAAUUUUGUGUGCGUCUAUGUUUUUGCAACAGCAUAUGUUUCCCAUCCUGCAGGUUAUUUUGGGAAAAAAAAAAAAAUGCAAAAGUCAGGCAUUUUUGGAUGCACUUUUUGGCUGACCACCAAUCCCUCUGCAACGCCCCCCCCCCCCCCCCCUACCCUUUUCCCUGUCAAAAACUGUGUGGCUGCACCCCAACUGCAAACAAAGAGAUCACGGGACCCAUGUGAGGUACAGGGCUGGUUCUAGCUUUGUUAGGAAGAGAUUGUCAUGUGCUAUAUGAUGUCUGAUCUUCAUUUAACAGCUUAUUAAAUAAUUUAAAGUUGGUUAA
Molecule: messenger RNA, 2260 nt
Organism: Bufo gargarizans (Asiatic toad)
Lineage: Eukaryota; Metazoa; Chordata; Amphibia; Anura; Bufonidae
Product: PSME3-interacting protein-like
Exons: 3
Coding region: 781-1209 (142 amino acids)
Cellular component (GO): nucleus
Source: RefSeq, a predicted model, not a curated record